Ceutorhynchus assimilis (cabbage seed weevil) is the source of this 1930-nucleotide messenger RNA. Lineage: Eukaryota; Metazoa; Arthropoda; Insecta; Coleoptera; Curculionidae. The record is from the annotation of a GenBank genome assembly.
AGGAGUGUCAAUAAUAAUUUAUAAACAAAACAUUUUUACAAAUUUUAUGCAAUAUUUAAACAAUAAUAACAAUUAUUAUUAUGCAAACUAUCAAAAUAGUAUAAAUGUAUUUCAAAUCAAAUUCGUGACAAUGUUGAAUGGUUCACCAUGCGAACUUUACGAGGAAAAAUUCUCUGUUUUUCCUUCAAUUCCUUCCUGAUAGGCCUUUUAACAUUAAUGUUUUGUAUUACCGUUUUCCUAAGCUAUAAACUACUAACAAAUGAUCAAUGCCAAUAUGAAAAAAACGACAUCCUAAGAAUCAAAACAACAAAUCCCAGAGUAAAACGACUCCUAACAAAUCACAAAUUAGCCGUGCUAGUUCCUUUUAGAAAUCGCUUUGAAGAAUUAUUACAAUUUGCCCCGUAUAUACAUCAAUUUCUCACAGAACAAGGCAUAAAUCAUAAGAUUUUUGUCUUAAAUCAAGUGGAUGCUUUUAGAUUUAAUAGGGCUUCAUUAAUAAACGUAGGGUAUUUGUAUACCAAAGAAGAAUUCGAUUAUAUUGCCAUGCACGAUGUAGAUUUAUUGCCAAUAAAUAAAAAUUUGAAAUAUUAUUAUCCUGAACAACCUUUUCACGUUGCCGCUCCAGAAUUACACCCACGAUAUCAUUAUAAAAAGUUUAUUGGAGGCAUAUUGUUGAUUAAUAGAGAACAUUUUGCUUUAGUAGAUGGUCUUUCAAAUAGAUAUUGGGGCUGGGGCUUGGAGGAUGACGAGUUUUAUGUGAGAUUGAAAGAUGCUCAAUUGAAUAUUACUAGACCGGAAAAUAUUCAAACUAAUAUGACUAAUACAUUCAGGCACAUUCAUGACAAAACAAGAAAACGCGACACAAUCAAGUGUCACAACCAAAGAGAAGUGACUAGAAAAAGAGACCGUCAAACCGGUCUCCAUGAUGUCAGCUACAAAAUAACGUCUCACAAUGAAUUGGUAGUGAACGGAGCUCCUGUGACUGUAUUGAAUAUACAAUUAUUCUGUGAUCGAAACAGUACACCUUGGUGUGACUGUGAUGUUAAUAAUUAAAUUUAUAUUCGAUUUUGCCAUUAACUUCUAGUCCAAUUCAUUAUUUGGUUUAAAUUUUUGGCAGUUUAUGUGUUAUAUAGAACAAAAAUAGGUUAAUUGAAGACUUAUAAACUAGAAAAAUUUAAAGGAAAUUUGCUUACAAAUGAGAUCAGGCAGGCACUAUCUUUAUUGAAAAAUAUGUUACUUAUUUGUGAAACCAACUGCACUCAGUUUCUUCAAUAUGAUAUUUUUUACAAAUUAUAAAUAAUAUAAGUAGUUUGUAUCUUUACUUAAGUACUUAUAAAAUGUUAUAUUUUCGUUUCUUUUCCAAAGGAACUCUUCAAGGAAGUAACAUAUACCAAAAAAGAUGUAUUGGUUAUUGGAAGGAUAGAAGUUUGUCUGGAUGUCCGAUUAAAUUUACUUUCCCAUUAAUUUAAAAUCUCAUUAAAGACUACCUGAUCUCUCAAUACUAACUCACAUAUAAAAUGUGUCCAAUCAAAUGGAAGUUAUACAGGAUCUUAUCCAAAAGUAUCGCAUCUUGAAGAUGACUACCUCAAAAAAUGAAAAAAAAAUAGCAAUAGAUGGUUCGUACUGCACUGAAUAUAUUAAAAAUAUAUAGAAAAUAAUAAUUUUGCUGUGAUUGUAGCUCAUAAAAUGUCUCAAUUAGGCAUUUUCUGAGGUUUUAUAGAGCAUUUAAUUUUCUUUUACGAAAGUUCAUCCUUUUCAACUUUUACCUGUAGAAUGCGAUACAUACUUUUAAUAUUCCUAUAGACUAAUUGAUUACUAGAACUUCUUUGAUAUGACAUUAGACUUUUAUUAUUCAACUAUGUUUAAAAUUAAAAUGUGCCAAAACUGUAACAUUUAACGUCACAUUAUCAGCAAUAAAUUAUUCACUUUG